CCGUCCAGGUCCGCGCCCGGUUCGUGUCACGUGAGCUGCGCGCCCUGGCUGAAGGCCUGUGGCGUAGGCGGAGGCGCGCUGCGGGUUGUCGGGCCGGACGGCGAACGGGCGACAUGGAGGCCACCCUGGAGCAGCACCUGGAGGACACAAUGAAGAAUCCUUCCAUUGUUGGAGUCCUGUGCACAGAUUCCCAAGGACUCAAUCUGGGUUGCCGUGGGACCUUAUCAGAUGAGCACGCUGGAGUGAUAUCUGUUUUAGCUCAGCAGGCAGCUAAGCUAACCUCAGACCCCACAGAUAUUCCUGUGGUGUGUCUAGAGUCAGAUAAUGGGAAUAUUAUGAUUCAGAAACAUGAUGGCAUCACAGUGGCAGUGCACAAAAUGGCUUCAUGACAGCUUAUUUUUCAAGCAGCAUUGCAUAGAGCCUCAAUCUGAUCUAAUACUACUGUCUAAUAGAAGUAUUAAAGUUCUAGCUGUUGACCAUUCA
Molecule: messenger RNA, 483 nt
Organism: Erinaceus europaeus (western European hedgehog)
Lineage: Eukaryota; Metazoa; Chordata; Mammalia; Eulipotyphla; Erinaceidae
Gene: LAMTOR5
Product: late endosomal/lysosomal adaptor, MAPK and MTOR activator 5
Exons: 4
Coding region: 114-389 (91 amino acids)
Biological process (GO): positive regulation of TORC1 signaling; cellular response to amino acid stimulus
Cellular component (GO): cytoplasm; Ragulator complex; lysosome
Molecular function (GO): guanyl-nucleotide exchange factor activity
Source: RefSeq, a predicted model, not a curated record